AAACAAUCGUUGGCUUAGUUUGAAUUAUUGUUCGUUUAAUUCUGUUUAUUUUAUACAGUUUCCAGUUCCCAAAUUUUCAAGUAAUUUAAAAUGAGUUUAUGGGUGGAUAAAUAUCGUCCUACGUCAUUACAGAAAUUAGAUUAUCACAAAACCCAAGCUGCUCAUUUGAAGAACCUAGUUCAACAAGGGGAUUUCCCUCAUCUCCUCUUCUAUGGACCAAGCGGAGCAGGGAAACGUACCAGGAUAAUGGCUCUGUUGAGAGAAUUGUAUGGUCCAGGAGUUGAGAGGCUGCGGAUGGAACAUUUGAACUUUCAGACUCCAUCAAAUAAAAAGUUGGACGUAAUGACAUUAGCAAGUAACUACCAUAUUCAAGUCAAUCCAAGUGAUGCUGGUAUUUACGACAGGAUAGUGGUCAUGGAGCUGAUUAAAAAUGCAGCACAGACUCAUCAGUUGGACUCUACCGGCCAGCGAGAGUUUAAAGUGAUUUUGCUGGACGAGGUUGACAGGUUGACUAAGGAUGCACAGCACGCUUUGCGUCGGACGAUGGAGAAGUACAUAGCUACAUGCCGACUAAUUCUGUCUGCCAACUCCAUCUCUCAGGUCAUCCCUGCCAUCAGAUCUCGAUGUCUUGGCAUCAGGGUGGCAGCACCAACCCAACAGGAAAUCGUCUCAAUUCUCCAAAGUGUUUGUAAGAAAGAGGGCCUCACGUUGCCGGUAGAGUUUGCUGACAAGAUUGCUGAGAAAUGUGACAGGAACCUGAGGAGAGCCAUACUGAUGUGUGAAGCUUGUAAAGUCCAACAGUACCCUUUCACUGCUGAUCAGAAGAUAGCAGAGCCAGACUGGCAAGUGUACAUGAGAGAUACAGCCAAGAUCAUCCUACAAGAGCAGAGUCCAGCUAAGCUAAUGACAGUCCGCACCCGGCUAUAUGAGCUGCUAGUCCACGGCAUUCCCAUCAACAUUGUGUUCAAAGGAUUGUUGAAAGAGCUAUUGAAGAACUGUGAUGUAGAGCUGAAGCCGCAGGUGGUGGAGUUGGCUGCGACAUACGAGCACCAGUGUUACAGAGGCAGUAAGCCUAUCUUCCAUUUAGAGGCGUUUGUGGCACAAUUCAUGGCCGUGUACCUCAAGUUCAUGGAGGAAAACCUCGGCAUGUUUUGAAAAGACUAGCAAUCUUCCACGGAUUCAAUGAAUCAUUCAUGCAGAACUAACAUUCCAAGCAUAAGCAGAAUUUGUUUUGUUUUCAUAGACAGUUUUACCUUGUUCGGUUGCAAUGUUUUAUUCAAUACAGUACUCCUGAUUAAUCUAGUGAUGGUUAUUUCAAGUAUUAAUUCAAACAAAUCUAAAUGAAUUACUAUAUUUGCUUUACUUUAAUUAAAAACGUAUGUUAAUAGCGUAAGGUAAUUAUUUAAAAAAAAAACAAAUAGGCUAUAUAUUUAGGCCUGAAAUGACUUUCAGAUUACCUGAGGGUUCAAAUAAUCGAGUGUUCUGUAUUAGAAAACGGUCAGAAAAAUGUCCCUUGGCUAAAAAACAGGAUGAUUGUGUUUUUAUUA
Macrosteles quadrilineatus (aster leafhopper) is the source of this 1547-nucleotide messenger RNA. It is a transcript of the gene RfC38, whose product is annotated as replication factor C subunit 3. Gene Ontology annotation, biological process: DNA repair; DNA-templated DNA replication. The coding region runs from base 91 to 1155 and encodes 354 amino acids. NCBI's taxonomy places the organism in Eukaryota, Metazoa, Arthropoda, Insecta, Hemiptera, Cicadellidae. The record is from RefSeq and is a predicted model, not a curated record. The transcript is spliced from 6 exons. Gene Ontology annotation, cellular component: DNA replication factor C complex; nucleus. Gene Ontology annotation, molecular function: DNA clamp loader activity; DNA binding; ATP hydrolysis activity.